CUCUGGGAAUCCAAUUAUGUAAAAAAAAAAUAGAAUAAAAAAACAUGAAAGUUGAAGAAGAAGCAGAGGGUUGAAAAGAGAUUGGCAUUUUUUUUCUUAGUGCUGUCCAUUUAUUUUAUUAGUAAUCUAAAUAAUCACAGGAGAAUAUUAACAAUUAAUUAUGGUUAAUCGUGCUUUAUUCAAUUCAAUAGGACAAAAAAGCUUUAUCCUGUAUGUUGGUGGAACAGGAAGACAAAUAACAGCAGAUAACUUUUGUUCAGGACUAAUCCAAAUGAUGAAAAAAAAAAUUACUUGAACUGUAACUUCAACAGCCCUAAUCUUUUUGGUAUUGUCAUCAUGUAAUAUAGUGUUGUUCAUUGUUCAACGUUGACAAAUAAACCAACAAAGUUGUAUCUCUCUGGAAACGUAUGAAGAGAAUAAUAUUACAUCAAUGUUUUUUGUAUUUUCAGGAAGUAAUACAGCUACAAAACUAAAAUUACACAGGAGUCAAAAUGUCUUUUUUUAAAAACUACAUACACCGCUAAACUAUUUCAAAUACCCAGAGUUAUUUCUGAGGUAUUAUUUGCAAAAUGUAAGGUCAUAAUAAAUAUUUCAGACACACGUCUAUGAAUAAACCACAAAACCAAUUAAAGAAACCCUGAUGUAAAAAAAAAAAAAAACUAUUGAAAUGGUAUAAGAAGGUAAAAAGAGAGACACAGUAAUUCUGUUGUAAAAUCAUAGAUCCCUAAGUCAAAAGAUUAAGAUUUCAUAUCAGUGUGAAACUUUUAGUGACUGAUAAAAAGAACUGAUUUACUCAAAAAUGUUAUCAUGUGAUAAUGAGCGAUCAUCUUGGGCUGAAAUGUUAUCUGACCAUGGAGAUAGGACUUGGCUGGAAUAAUGAGAGACUACAUUCACCUGGUAAUGAUGAGAUGCUAUCUCAGAAUGAUGUCCGACGCCACCUGCUGAUACUUCCUUAUAAUUACGUGAUUGUAUCUCAUAGUCAGAUUGUUCUCACAAUUAAAUCGUAUCUCAUCAUUGAAUGGUAUCUCAUUAUUAGCGAUGGUUCGAUCCGAUACUUGGGAUUGGUAUCAGUCUGAUAUUGGUCACUUUACUGAUUAAUCGUAAAAAAAAAAAAAAAAAACUAUAGUCGGUCCGAUUUGAUACCGAAGUCCAAAUGUUCAACUUAAGGAAAGUGAACUCCUUGUCACUGUGACACAGCUCACCACUGCCCCAACUUUGGGGAUCAGAUUGAUAUGGUAUCAUCAAAUGGUUUAUCAUUUGACUGUGUCAGUCUUCCAUUCCAUCUGUAAUGAUUAAAGGAUCGUUUCUUAUUCUUUGGAAAUAGUUUCUCAUUCACAUUGACUCCAUUGUUUCAAAAAUCAACAUGUAUGAAUGGAACCCCAUCUGUCAGGAUGACAAAAUCACUCAUUGAUUUUAAGCAGCAGUGACAUAAAUAUCACACACAUUUUUUAGUCAGCAGUUCUGUUGGUGGAGAAAGACAAAGGGUGCUGUUUGGGAUUGGGAUUAUACACACAGGCAGCUCUGGAGACAGAACCUGUCGGGUUUUAUAAAAGCACCAAACAGACAUGGGAAGGUAUGUGGGUGGUUGUGAUCACACCAGGAACUCACUUUUUUUAUCAUUUCCCUUCCAGCUUGGGGUUUCAUUUCCUUUAGCAGAGAUGACAUGUAGCUGCAGGACAUAUGACAUGAGUGUAGAGUCAGCUGUAAGGAAGCUAACGGAGAUAUUAUUGGAUAAGAGGCGCGGAGACAGUGAGAAGAAGUGAACAUGACGUCUCUUCUUCCUGUGUGAAAGAAUAUUACAAGGCGAAUUGAAGAGACAAAGCAGCAGAGGUGAGGAGAGGAGUUGGAGAAGAGGUUUAGGUUUUUACCUUCUUUUUCCUUCUCACCAUCUGCCCCUGUGAUUCACUCAUUUACUUAAUUAGGACGCUGCGUCUCUGAGGCUGUUCUCCCUAAUGACCCGGGCUGUGUGUAUGAGUGUGUGCACGUUGGUAGGUUAGCGUGUGUGCUAACGCCUCAGGCAGGCUUGUGUUUUUGUGUGUGCGGAGUGUGUUCAGGGGACUAACCUGAGGCAGGUUGUGUUCAGAGUGGAGGAAGUGGGAAAUUUAGCAGCUGCUCCAAUAAACAAAAUAAAAAAAACAAAAAAAAAACAUCGAUACUGACCUGUAUUUUCUCAUCCUCUACAUCUUUAACCUUUUAUUUUUAAUUGUUUCAGCAUCUCUGUAAAGUGUGAAGUUACAGCCAGGGGAUAUUCUUUUCUGACUAUUUAAAAAUCAAACAAUCUGAAUUUCAUGAGACUUUUUAAAUGUUUGAUUAAAAAGUAGUAAAUUAAACUUCAUUUUGAAGAAAAAAACACCAGAACAAAGAAAUGUGUUUUGAGCCUGAAAGGAAAAGCCUUCUGUGUCUGGUCUGUCUGCUUCUGUGGGGGUUAAUCAGUGUCAUCACCCUCACCUGUGUCCUGUCGUUAGUAUCACUGGUGUCACCUGGUGCCCAGGGUCUAUACACCUCUCUUCCUCACUCAGUCUUUGGUUGUUGUUCUCCUCGGUUCUCCUUCGUUCCUGCCUGGCCCUCGUUCCUCUGGUUUCCUGUGAAUUGCCUGAUUGGACUAGUAAAUGAACUUUUUUGCAUCUGGUUUCUCGAGUGCUGCCCUGAUUCUUCCCAUAAUUGUGACAUACUGCACUACAGAGACCAAGUCAAGGUCAUGAAAAGGUCAUGUUUGCCAAAUACUGAAAUCUUCCUCCACUAGCUGGUUUACUGGGAACAGGUUAAAGGUAAGAAGAGUAUCCACCCGACUGUCAGUCAUGAAUGAUGAACCAACACUCAGUGAUGACCUUCGAGAGAAGAUCGUCUGUUUAAAAACAUAGAGGAAGUUGAGAGAAAUCAAAGAAGUUGAAAACAGCUGCUGAAUGUGCAUGACCUUCAAGCACCGUGGAGUAUUGUUGACCAGCCGGCCUGCUGUCCAGACGAGUCUCCUAUUGAAAACGUCCUAAGCCUUCAUGAAGGAGUGACAAAGUUUGCCCUGGCACGGAGAACAAACUGAGCACGCUGUCUGACCUGGACCAACAGUACCGCACCCUGAAGAAGCUUUAUGAGAACUGUGAAGUCGUCAUGGGCAACUUAGAAAUCACCAGCAUCGACCGAAACCGCAACCUCUCCUUUCUCAAGUCCAUCAGAGAAGUGACAGGUUACGUGUUGGUGGCUCUGAACCAGUUUGACUACCUGCCACUGGAAAACCUCAGGAUCGUUCGGGGCACCAAACUGUACGAGGGUCGCUACUCCCUCGCCAUUUUCCUCAACUACAGGCGAGAUGGCUACUACGGUCUGAGGCAGCUGGGUCUACACAACCUCACAGAGAUACUCAAUGGGGGCGUUUAUGUUGACCAGAAUAAAUUUCUUUGCCACGCUGAUACGAUCCAUUGGCGUGACAUCAUCAGGAACUCCCAGGCUGAGCUGCUGGUGGUGCCAUCCAACAACAGCAAUUUAGGAUGCAGACGCUGUCAUCGAACAUGUAACGGACGCUGCUGGGGCCAUCAAGAAGACCAGUGCCAAACCUUGACAAAGACGGUGUGUGCUGAGCAGUGUGACGGCCGAUGCUACGGGCCUUACGUCAGCGAUUGCUGCCAUCGUGAGUGUGCCGGCGGCUGCUCAGGUCCCAAGGACACAGACUGCUUUGCCUGCACCAACUUCAACGACAGCGGGGCCUGCGUGACCCAGUGCCCUCAGCCGUUUGUCUACAACCCUAUGUCCUUCCAGCUGGAGCACAACCCAAGAGCCAAAUACACUUAUGGAGCAUUUUGCGUCAAGAAAUGUCCACAUAACUUUGUGGUGGACCACAGCUCCUGUGUUAGAGCAUGUCCCAGCAACAAGAUGGAAGUGGAAGAGAACCGCAUCAAGAUGUGCAUCCCCUGCACAGACAUCUGUCCAAAAGUGUGUGAUGGAAUCGGCACAGGCAGCCUGCAAACAGCACAAACAGUGGACGCCAGCAACAUUGACAAGUUUGUCAACUGCACUAAAAUCAAUGGCAACCUCAUCUUUCUCAUUACUGGCAUCAAGGGGGACAUGUACCAUGGUAUUGGAGCUCUGGACCCCGAGCGCCUCAAUGUGUUCCGCACUGUGAAAGAAAUAACAGGUUUCCUUAACAUCCAGGCUUGGCCUGAGAACAUGACAGAUCUGAGUGUGUUCUCCAGCCUGUCCACCAUCGGAGGAAGAGCUCUGUACAGUGGGAAUGUUAUUUCUCUGCUCAUCCUGAAGCAGCGAUGGAUCUCCUCCCUGCAGUUUCAGUCACUCGACGAGAUCAGCGCCGGCAAUGUCUACAUUUUAAACAACAGCCGACUUUGUUUCUACAACACUGUCAACUGGACGUCGCUCUUCAGGACUCCCAGCCAGAAAGUCCUGAUCCGCAACAACAGAGAUCCAAAAGAGUGCACUCAACAGCAGAUGUUGUGCGACCGCAUGUGCUCUGACGACGGUUGCUGGGGCCUGGGGCCGGACCAGUGUCUUUCCUGUCGAUACUUCAGACGUGGCCGUACCUGCGUCGAGUCCUGCAACCUCUUUGACGGGGAGAUUCGUGAAUUUGCCAACGGCUCCGUGUGCUUGGAAUGUGAUAGCCAAUGUGAGAAGAUGGAUGGGAACGCCAUGACAUGUCACGGACAGGGCCCGGACCAGUGUGCAAAAUGCCUGCACUUCAAAGACGGACCCAACUGUGUGGAGAAGUGCCCUGAUGGGUUGCAGGGAGCCAACAGUUUCAUCUUCAAAUACGCCAAAGCCAACAAUGAAUGUCAUCCCUGCCAUGCCAACUGCACCCAGGGGUGCGUUGGACCGAGACUUCAGGAUUGCGUUGGGAUGAUGGACAGGACUCCGUUAAUAGCAGCUGGCGUCAUAGGAGGUCUAUUCAUCAUCGUCAUCGUGGCCCUCAGUGUGGCUGUGUACGUUCGCCGCAAAAGCAUUAAAAAGAAGAGGGCCCUCAGGCGCUUCCUUGAGACCGAGCUUGUGGAACCCUUGACCCCCAGUGGAACUGCACCCAACCAGGCUCAGCUGAGGAUCCUGAAGGAGACGGAGCUGAAGAGGGUCAAGAUUCUGGGUUCAGGAGCUUUUGGAACUGUCUACAAGGGUAUCUGGGUCCCAGAAGGUGAGACAGUGAAGAUCCCCGUGGCCAUCAAAAUCCUCAACGAAGCGACAGGUCCCAAAGCCAACGUGGAGUUCAUGGAUGAGGCCCUGAUCAUGGCCAGCAUGGAGCAUCCCCACUUGGUGCGUCUCCUGGGCGUGUGUCUGAGCCCCACCAUCCAGCUGGUCACACAGCUAAUGCCACACGGGUGCCUCUUGGACUACGUGCAUGAGCACAAGGACAACAUCGGCUCGCAGCUGCUGCUCAACUGGUGUGUCCAGAUCGCUAAGGGGAUGAUGUACCUGGAAGAGAGGAGGCUGGUGCACAGGGACCUGGCAGCCCGGAAUGUUCUGGUGAAGUCCCCCAAUCACAUUAAGAUCACUGACUUUGGCCUGGCACGCCUGCUGGACGCUGAUGAGAAGGAGUACAACGCAGACGGGGGCAAGGUUGGUAUGCCUAUUAAAUGGAUGGCAUUGGAGUGCAUUCACUACAGGAAGUUCACCCAUCAGAGUGAUGUGUGGAGCUAUGGCGUGACCAUCUGGGAGCUGAUGACGUUCGGUGGUAAACCAUACGACGGCAUUCCAACCAGAGAAAUCCCUGACAUUUUGGAGAAGGGAGAGCGUCUGCCUCAACCCCCCAUCUGCACCAUCGAUGUUUACAUGGUUAUGGUGAAAUGCUGGAUGAUCGAUGCAGACAGCAGGCCCAAGUUCAAAGAACUGGCUGCAGAGUUCUGCAGAAUGGCUCGUGACCCUCAGAGAUACCUGGUCAUCCAGGGAGACGACCGCAUGAAGCUCCCCAGCCCUAACGACAGCAAGUUCUUUCAGAGCCUCCUCGACGAGGAGGACCUGGAUGACCUGAUGGAUGCUGAUGAGUAUCUGGUGCCUCGAGGAUUCACCAUGGCUCCUCAGUCACAUACCACCAGGUCUAGAGUUGACUCCAACAGAAACCAGUUCGGUUAUCGUGACGGUGGACGAAACUCGACAGAGGGCUCUUCGGUUGGUGCCCAGGCCUGUGGGGCCCAGGAAGCAGCAGGGGGCUCAGGUCAGACCCUGGAGGACCAGAGGUGCAAUGGGAGCUUGCAUAAAAAGAGUGUGAGCCAGACCGCAGGGGAGGACAGUGGGGGACAGAGAUACAGCGCUGACCCCACCAUCUUCCUCGGGGAGAGGACAACCAGGGGGGACACUGAUGAGGAUGGAUACAUGACCCCUAUGAAGGACAAGAGCUCCUCAGAAUACCUGAAUCCAAUUGAGGAGAAUCCAUUUGUGUCAAGGCGUAAAAAUGGCGAGGUCCACGCCUUGGACAACCCAGGUUACCACAGCACACCAAACAGCCAGCCCAGAGGAGAGGAUGAGUACAUGAACGAGCCCCUUUACCUCAACACCUUUCAUAAAACCACUGACCUGGGUCUGGAAGCCCUCAGAAGAAACGGCCUUCCCCUCCCUAGUCAGCCUCCCUCUUCUAUCUCAGCCACAACUUCAGGCUCCCACCUCCCCCUCACGAUCCAGACAAGUCUACCGCACUACCCUCUCUCCACCGCCCAGCCCUCUCCGUCUGGUCUGCCUUGCCAUCAUGGUCCACCAACCCACAUCCUCCACGGUCACCACACCCUCAAACCUGUGGGACAUCCAGGAGGAGGCUCCAUAUCUCAGAGCCAAACAGGAUCCAACGCCCAAUCCCAGGUGUGUCCGCCUGGUGCUCUGUCCGCCUCUGCCACCAUAGGACACAGUGGCCUCCCGGCCUAUCAGAGCCACGGAACCAUGCACCCUGCCAGCAUGCUCAAACACGGAGGACAGAUGACAGGUAAAGCCAGCGGAAAGAAGCUGAAGGUGACCUUUGACAAUCCUGAAUACUGGCAGCACAGCCUGCCCCCAAAGUCAUCCAGCCAGGCAGUACACGACGGCACCCAGGGGGGCUCCACCAACGCCAAACUGUUUUUCAAGCAGAAUGGACACAUACGGCCCUCCGUUGCGGAGAACCCUGAAUACAUGUCCGAGUUUUCCCUCAAACCUGGCACCGUCUUGCCACCACCACCUUACAGGCAGCGGAACACUGUGGUCUAGAUGGUUCCACAUGACAAACUCUUCUCAGUGUGUCUCUAACAACAGCAGCCCUGAUUUCUUCUCUGGCCCCAGAUUUUCAGUGAGAGAACAGCGCCUCCUGUGGACUGUGGCAGCAGCAGUGGGAGAAGAAAAACCCAACCAAACCAAGAAAACCCAACUUCCUGUGACCUACUGUCCGUGUGUUCAUUACAUCCAGCUCAGUCCCGUUGUGUUCUCUGGGUACAGACUGUAAAGGUGUGGGAACACGUGAACAUCACUGAGCCUCAGAUACAGAGUUGCGUGGCUUUGUUCCCUCGCACAGCGAGUACCACAGUCAAAUGGACACAACUUCUGGGACUAAACACACUGCCAGCCACUGUCUUGUUACAUCCAUUGGAGCAACGAGCAUUGUUUUAUUCAUUUGAUGUGUUUUAUUUUAUCUUAUUUUGACAUGGUCUAACACUGCAGUCUGCUGAGGGAAACUUGCUCAGCAAAUCUGAGAUGUUUGCUGUCAAGAGGCGUCGAUUUCAGAAAGUGGAGCAGGAGAAACAGAUCCGUGACAGAACAAGACACAUCGAUCUGAACAGUCAAAGAAGUGUCUGUGAACAGAGAGGUCGCAGAAAUGAAAGCUGAUGAAAAGGAUUCUGCUGGAGCGUCCUUCGUUUUUCCCUUGCUGAACCCAUCUAAUAUUUCUGUGGUUAUCGUGAAACUGUGAUGCCCCAAAACUACAGUGAUCUCUCUUUAUCCCGUUUGUAUUUUACCAUGAAUUUCUAAAGUGUUAACAUAAAAAACAUAAUGAUGUUUUUUUGGCUACUGUCAAUUUAAAAAAUACGUCUUUUUUUUUAAGCCAAAGGGUAAAAGGGAAAGUAUACACUGUAAACAGUUUUCUACACACGGGUCGCUAAACUACGAUGGAUUUUUUUAUACACUGGUUUUCUCACUCAGAUCAUGAAGCUACAUGUUUUUUACGUUACAUGGUAAAAACGUAGUUUUUCCAUGUCAGUGGAAGGUGGACGAACUGUCGUAUCUGAAGCUUCCCGUAAAACCACAGAGACUGUGGUCGUAGCAACGUAAAGGGGAAAACGUAAAAAAAACACACUAACAGUGCACGGUACAACAACCGACUAUAUGACUAUACUGUAUAUUUAUUUAUGAAAAGUAUUUAAAAUGGCAAAGCUGCACAACAAAAGUAUUGGAUUAGUGUGAACUUGGCAAGUUGAAAACCAAGCCCGAGGAUCGCCACUGAAUUAGGUUGGUUACUUUACUCUAUCUUUUAUUUAUUCCAUAUAUUCACUUGAACAUUUCUUUUGUACAUGACCUAAUACAGAUCUGUUUUCAUCACACUGUACCCAACAGUUCCUUCCACAAACCCUUACACAGGUUGUAGUUUGACUUUGAGGGAAAUACAACCAAAUACUUAUUUUUAGAGAAUUGGUACACCUUUCAAAACCAAAUACCAAAACUACAAUGUAGUAUUCUUCAAUGUACUUAAAACCAUUAUUUGUUUGGAAGAAUAACAAAAGAUUUUUUCUUAAUCAUGGAAUAAAUUGGACCAUGUUACAAUGCUUUUCAAAAAAAAAACUUUUGGAAGACAGAACCUCAGUGAAGUACAGGCAGAAAAGUCAAGCACAAGCACACACAUCAACAAGUUAGUUUCUUAGAGUUCAGGAUUAGGGUUAGUUACAUAUGGAUGGAGUUAAACUGGAGUAAAUACUUCUCCUAGAUUCUAGUAUUGCCACCCCCUGUAAAGGUACAGUGUCUUUACAUGAAUUCUAAUGUACCUCAAACACUCAAAGAUUGUGUCUUAUUUUUGAACUCUCUUCAUGUAAACUUCAAUUCCACUUUCAUUCAGUUCAUCUCAGAUGAGUUCCAACUUAAUCAAACUCAGGAACCUUUUUUUCUGAGCCCAUUUUACUGUGUAAACCACAGUAACAUGAUGGUUUGCAAGAAGCGAUUUUUUUUUUUUUUUUUAGUCGAACACUUUUAUAGUGACGAGUUAAAAACCUAAACAAAAUGACACUUCUCUGUCAAUGUUCAGUAGAAACCGGCGACUCGUCCCUGCCUGUGAAUUUGCCUAAAUACCCAUCUGUUAACCUGGUGUAUCGAUAUUGAUAUUUUUUAACUUUUUUUGCAAUUUUUUUUUUCUCAAAACUCCAAUGUAGUGCCAAUGUAGAAACUGAACUAUAGCUCAAUCAUUGUCCCUUUGCUUAAGAGUCAGUGUUGGACCUUGCUUUACUGUAGAGCCAUUGGUCCAAGACACAACCUCUUCCCAAUGCCUUGUCGUGGUAACAGAAACACACCUGAGUUAUCAGCGGACCUGAGUUAUCAGUGGACUGCUGCUCUGCCCUUCAGUCACAGAGUACAGUUGGAAACCUCACUCGUGAUGCCUGAGCAGGCCAACUGCCAGUCAAUGCUGCUAAAAGUACUGCUGUUACAGCCAUUGUUUUCUCUUGCCAAGCCAUACAUGACAACUGUGGGAGGUGGGUGGCGGGGGUCAACAAUAACAUAUCCAUCCCCCUAGAAGUAACAUCCAUUUCACUUUUAACCAAUAUGAACGACAAUAACAAAAAAAGAAAACGACUCACUGCACGAGCUCCGGGUGUUCAUUUCCCAGCCAUUAUCCAGGUCAUUUAUUUGAAUUUGUUUGUAUUUUAGGGUCUUUCAUCCCUUUUACCUUUUACUUUUGUAGAUUAUUUAUUUGAAUCUAUUUAUGGUUUGGCAAAUGUCUUGUCUGACCGUGUGAACAUGUGAAGCUGUAAUCUGCUUGUCCACCCCAUCGAGCACUUUGAUGAAAGCCCUCAGCUGAACUCCUGACUUUUACUCCUCUAAGAUGUUGAGACCAUAAGAAAGAAACCUUCAGAAAACCAUGAGAUCAUUAAGAAAAACACACAUCUCUGGCCAGUUUUCAUUAAUUCCCUCUUUUCUCCGUUUGUGUGUGUGUGUGUUUACUUCUAAUAGUAUUUUGGGUGCUGCUUCUGUGCUACACUGUUUAUUUGAUGGAGGAAUCCCUAAUGCAGCUGUGAUUCGUUUCAAAAGGAACAGCAUUUAUGAUUAGUUUAAAUAUUCAUCAAGAUUUUUUUAGGAUUAUGAAGGCAAAAAAGUUCUUUUUCAAAAAGGAAACACAGGGAUUGGAGUUCUCUGUGAGUUUUACUGCAGUCAUGGCAAAAUAUGUUUCAUUAAAAAACUCUCUGAAACACUGUACAGACAUGAAGCCCUGUGUGGACUAUUUCAAAUUGUACAAGUAUUUACUUUUUAUCUUUACUCUUAUUGGAUACAGUGGCUUCAUCGGCUGUUUUCCUGUUGAUUGAUAUUUUUUUUCUUUUAAAGGUGCAACAUGCACCACAGGCUAAUGAGUUGUUUCCCGUUAGCGACCAACAAAACACACUCCUGCUCCGUGGCAGCUUUUUAUUUUUACUGAUGUAUUUUUUUCUCCUGUCAGUCAAGGAGCAGAUUGAUGUAGCCUUAUUCUGCGGACUCUAAUCCUUCAUUACUGUUUUCCUCAUCUCCUGUAUGGACACAUUAAUGUAUAACACAGGGUCACAAUAACAAACUAUAGACGAUGGUACAUUCAGAACAGGAAAUACAGUUAGGCUGCAUUCACAUUCGACAAACACUGUGGCCAUGAACAGGACAAAUGAACAUUUUCUACAUCAGCUGUAGUUCAGUACCAGACAGUUUUACAAAAUAGAUGGACAGGGAUUUUCUAUAGAUGAGAGGUAACAUAUUGUCAUUGUUUCAAAAUAAAAGCCUAAAUUACAUGAGGCCAAAUGACUAAAAUGUAGGUAAUAAACACUAUUACAUCAUCAACUGAACAGAUCAGCUGAUCCUGACUCUAUGGUAUAAAUUAGAGAUGGUUUGAUACUUUAUUAUGUACUAUACUGAUACUGCAACUUCAGGUACCUGGUGAUACCGAUAUCAUCCUGAUACUUUCUUUUCUCCUCCAGCAUGCUGCCAUUACUGAGGAAAUAGUGUUCCUUUACAACAUUUUUUUUAUGUUUGAUCCUAAAAUUUUGACCAAUAUCAGGUCAGUACUAAUCCUGAGUAUCGUAUCAAGCAAUCCCUAAUAUAAACGUCUAUGUUAAGACAGAGAGACUUUGGCUAAUUCCAAAGCUAAUGCCAUGACGCAGGUCUCACCUUAACCCUCCAUCCCUCCAUCCCUCCACCUACUGUACCUUCUCCAUGGUCUGUCACAGGACUGAUUAUUAUUCAACAUCAUUGACCGUAGCCAUGAUUUGCAUGUUAAUAGUCAGUUGUUGUCAUGACCUUUUUGUGUGAACUAUUUAAACAUUAUCAUAUACUCUCCAUAUGGUCCAGCUGGGCAGUAGCCUGAUUAGCAGUGUUUGAUUGACAGCAGGGUGAUCCAGUAGGACCCAGCAGUGGUGAUGAUGUGUGGACCCAGCUGUUCGGCUGACCCCUCGGUUUCUGGUUUCUGGUCCUAAACUCAACUGUCCCUCAAACCAGAGAUGUUAUUUCCAACAGACGUC
Cynoglossus semilaevis (tongue sole) is the source of this 11624-nucleotide messenger RNA. Its product is annotated as receptor tyrosine-protein kinase erbB-4. The transcript has 27 exons. The record is from RefSeq and is a predicted model, not a curated record. Lineage: Eukaryota; Metazoa; Chordata; Actinopteri; Pleuronectiformes; Cynoglossidae. Gene Ontology annotation, biological process: negative regulation of apoptotic process; multicellular organism development; positive regulation of cell population proliferation. Gene Ontology annotation, molecular function: ATP binding; epidermal growth factor receptor binding; transmembrane receptor protein tyrosine kinase activity. Bases 3106 to 7161 code for a protein of 1351 amino acids. Gene Ontology annotation, cellular component: signaling receptor complex; basal plasma membrane; plasma membrane.